Molecule: messenger RNA, 916 nt
Organism: Colletotrichum phormii
Lineage: Eukaryota; Fungi; Ascomycota; Sordariomycetes; Glomerellales; Glomerellaceae
Exons: 1
Coding region: 137-637 (166 amino acids)
Source: RefSeq, a predicted model, not a curated record
GUGUGCGGCUGCCAAGUCUGUUGGGGGCACUUGCUUGGUCUUGGACGUGGGAAGGAGCCAAGGCGAAUGAGGGAAAGGGUAACGCGAGGCCCCAGGAAACCAGGAAGGUGCAACUUGUAAGUCUGGAGAACGGGCAAUGGCGCUGCGGCGCAUUUGCACCCGCGUACUUGCCAAGAUGGUCCCCGCCCCUCCGUAUCGAGUACGGUCCUUCCUUCCCUGCCAAGCCAUUCACGUAUCCAAGGUCCCCCCAAGGUUGAAGAUGGGAAGGUUCCAAGGUGCUCUGCUCUUUCCUCGGUUUUCCUCAGCCGUGUUCGGUGACCGUCACGGUCCUCACCCCAAGGCUCUCACGGUCAAUGUCAACCCUGAGCCUGAGGUCCCUGAUGCUCAGGUAAUACGCGCACUGCGCACCGCACACCACCCGCGCACUUCGUACCGUCUUCGGGUCCCUGCCUUGCCUUGUGCGGCGUGCCUUCCCUCCCAGAAAUCCACCGCCUUCUCCAACAUUGGAAAGUGCAUGAUUCGAGAAGGACCCCGAAAUUCAUCGUUUCAGUCUUUCAGGGUCCUGUCAAGGCUCCCAGGUCCCCGCCCGCGCAAGGUCAACCGGUGUCAAUCAGAUAAGCUCCGUCACCUUUUUUAAUUUUUUUUUCUCUCUUUCUCUCCUCGCUCACUCCGGCACACACGCCCAUCCAUUUCAAUCUUGAUUCUCGAGUCUCACUCUCAGUCAACCUCUUACAAUUGCUUCAUUCUAGAGUCAGUCAGUCAGUCUCGGCUGCCGUGCGGGAUGGUCUCGAGUGAGGAGUGCAAAGUUGCACCUUGCAGAGCCCAGCCCCCAUUCUCCAGCAAGGCCCAGUGGCACCAAUCUCUCCAAGAGGCGAGAAAGAGAAAAGCAGCAACGCAACAAGCUGCGCCCCCGGGG